AAGAACAGAGAAGAAGAAGAAGAAGAACAGAGAAGAAGAAGAAGAAGAAGGAGAAGAAGGAGAAGGAAAGAAUAGCGGUUUUCAAGGCUUUUAAAUUUGUUCGCAACGUGCCAACUCUACAAAACACCUUCGUGAUAUACGCGAGUGCCAAGAACCACUACUUUCGAGUACAUAAUAUACACGUGUAUAACACAUAUACAUAUAUAUAUUAUAUAUAACAUAGUCGAGAUCUUUCGUUAGAAAAGAAAGUUUAACGGAAGGAGAAUAAGGAAGAAGGGAGAAAAAAAGAAAAAUAAGAAGAGGUCAAAAUACGAUUGGCAAUAAUUUUCGUUUACCAAAUCCGAGUUUAACUCGAUUUAUUACUCCUCCCUCCCUCCUUUCAUUCCUCCCUCUUCUAUUCUAUAUAUCUUCUUUGAUUUAUUGUGAAUUAUUGUUGUUAUGAGAAUCGUGGAUUAUAAUGGAAAAGAAAAGUACCGAAGCAAGACCGAAGAUCGAAAUCGUACGUGUCUCAUCCAUUGAACGGCGAAACUUUCGUCCCUUGGAUGGGGUGCAACUUCGUGCUGCCUAUAGUCACGUCAGAGUUGGAAUUUAUUGUCCGGAACCGGAAACGAAACCAGUCGUCGUUUGCGAUAGCAAACCGCCCAUCGAAUACACGAGAAAAUUUAAAAAAAAUUUGGGACCAGUAUCGAGACUGCUGAGACGUCGUCAUCACGCGACGUAUCUUGCAACAAAAUCCUGUGAUAACAUUUAUAGCGUGAAUAGAAAUAGUAAUUCAUUAGAUUGGAGAUUAGGACAGAGUGCGAACGAACAAGGAUUGCAAUCUAGACAAAGCGGUAGCUUAGACUGGAGAGUUGGAAGAUCUGUCACUUUCAGUUCCAACAAGCUUCAUUGGCGAGAUGCCACUCGUAGUGCAGAACAACUUUCUGCCAAUACUCCGAUCGGUUCUGAUCAUAUUCAAACACCAAGUACCAAAUCAAAACUCGUAUCGUUACUUAGGCGACUCUCACCUCGUCUUUCACGACCCGGAAGCAAAGGAUCCUUGCAGUCGUCGCCGACUAUAUGUCCAUGGGUCCAAGUUGAAUAUUCUACGGAAUCGAUCGAUGCCUCCAAACGAGAAGAGUCCCAAGAGAGUGACUUGACCUUUCAACAGGAAUUACAGUUGAACGAGUUGAGAAAACGAAUGGCUGGAAUCGCUUCAACUUCUCAGGUUAUUACAAAAUCUACGAACGAUAACGAAGAUCAAAUAGUGCCACAUCCUCCGACCUUCGAAGUACAGGAAUCCAACAACAUCCAUCGUAACGACUACAUCCAUACAGCCGUGCACGAGGAUCGUUGCGGGGAAGAAGAGGAGGAGGAGGAGGAGGAGAAGAAGAAGAAGAAGAAGAAGAAGAAGAAGAAGAAACCACCAGCAUCAUCAUUGUCAACAUCGUCGAGGGAUCGUCAUCGAACAGCAGGGGUCGAUCGGGAAUCGAGUCGACGUGGGGUGGUGGUGGUGGGUGAUGGUGGUGGUGGUGGUGGAGGCAUCGAAGGAGAAGAAGGAGGAGGUGGAAUACAAACAUCAGGAACACCAGGAAUAAGAACACCAACCGGGGUAGUACCAGGCCUGGAAGAGGAAUUUUUUGGAAAUUCGAGCGUCGCGACGUCUCAGGUACAACUCGGGACUGGGUUGAGUUCAGUUCCUCGACGUACAACAAGACCCUUUUCUUUGGCCGUACAACCUAUCAACUAUCAUCGUCUUGAUCCGGACGAACUCGAUCAUCAUCAACAACAACAACAUACUCCUGAUCAUCAUCAUCAACAUCAUAAUCUUCGACCCAACAUGACCAGUCAGGACAGCAUCGGAAGUUGCAGCUUGGACGUCGAUCGUUCCGUCUCCGACCGAUCAGAAAAUACCGUAGAUUCCGUAUCCGAGAGAACGCUGCACAGCCUGAACUUUUCGUGUAACGGUGAACAACAAAAGGCGGAAAAUUUGGUGAACGGUAGCAGCGAGACGCUGCAAAAGUCACAUCUCACUCCUACCGAUGAUAAGGUGAUCGUCAGCAAUGGUCAUCGUAGCAGUCCCGAGCAACAAGAACAGCUGACAGCGAAAAAACCGAGUUACUUGGGAUUGGCUUGCAGUAUAAGCGGUUACUCAGGCAUCACCAGGUACGAUAGUAAAUUGAGAGAAGGUUUCCGAUCGAGAGAUAGCAGUCCUGGAACAAGACUGAUUACUAGGGAUACUAGUCCUGCAGAUUUCAAAUCAAACGAGAAUUUAAGUGUUCCAAUACAUCAUUAUCCGCCUAAGAGUCAAUCAAUUUCGCCGCUCGCAAUGGAUCGACAAAAUGGUUUUUCUAACGGCAUGAAGGAAGAGUGUAAGAUAGAAACUUAUAGAGAAACAAGAAGCUCGAUGAGUAUAUGUCAGGGUUUCUCUGAGGUCGAUAAAGGGGUAUCCUUACAUACAACGUUUCCGGACGUCAGUCCCAUUAGGGUAAAUUCUUCUUCGAGAAAAAGUCCUGGGAUCGUUCAAAUAAUGUCUUGUGGUCAACAAAUCAAAUCCUUUUCACCGAAUUUUGCUGAAUCUUCACCUAAACCUUCUAUGAUAAAUAUUUCUAAUACAUCGUUUAGCGAAACAAGUAUAUUAAACGGUUCAAAUAUCGAUAUAGAAAAUCAAACUACGAAUACCUCAUCUAGCAGCGAAAAAUCUUUCAUCCAACAACGGGUUGAACGGCUGUAUGGUCCGGGUGCUCUGGCACAGGGUUUCUUUUUUAAACGCAGCGUUACUAAACUAAACGUUACCGACAAUAGUUUCAACAAAUAUAGUAAUAAUAGCGACACUUCGACAGACAACGUUAAUACGGAAGAAUCAUUGAAAAAUUUACCAGUUCUUAGACAUCUUCGACCUGAAUUCCGUGCUCAACUUCCUGUUGUCAGUUCCAGAAAACCAACAGAUGGUUCAGAACAAAUAAUAAAACCAUUGCGAAGGAUAUCGUCAGCUUCGCAUAAAACCGAGCAACAAUCUAAAACAUGUAAAACCGCACACGUACCAGAAAGUGUCACGGAAUCGGGAACUCAACACAACAACAGCAUAGCGAGUAUACCGGAUCAACAACCCGCAGCACCUAAGGUAGUGUUACCUGUUCUAGAACCUAGUGCUAGUUCCGGUAACGUUGCUAAACAAAUGCAGGAGAUAGAGAAAACGACUGAAGAAAAAGAUGGACAUUAUUUUUUGAAACUGUUGAAACAAGAAACGGACAGACUUUUGUCAUUAGCUGCGUCAGCGGAAGCAGAGUUGGCCAGUGGCGAUCCCGUUGCAUUACCCGAGGAAGCAGCUGGUAAAUUGAGAUCUGCUGCUGGCAAAGCGAGAUUACUCGCUUCACAAAAAAUGCAACAGUUCGAAGGCUUAUGUCAAAAAAAUAUUAAUCAAGUGCCAGGCGAAGAAUUUCCAACAACGAACGAAGACUUGGCCGGAUUUUGGGAUAUGGUGAUGCUACAAGUAGUUCAAGUAAACGAACUCUUCGAGCAAAUUGAAAAAUCGAAAAAAUCGCAGUGGCAAGAGAUUGUGCCGGAGAAAAAAAGUAAUGCAUCACUUUCGCAGAAUGGUAAUACUGCCAAACGUCGUAUAACACCUGUUCAUAAAACAAAGCCUACUGCGAACAGCGAAGCCAAUAAAAAGGCACGAGAAGCAAGGGAGCAAGCGAGACGACAAUUAAUUGAAGAAAAACGUCGAGCAAUGCGUUCUAAUAUGCAAAAUCAAGAUAAUACGGUGAAAAUAUUUGCUCCAGAAACGUAACAGCUAACGUAAUUCUCUUCAUUGCAAAUGGAUUCUUUUUCUUUUCAUUAUCUUUUUCUAAUCUUUUUUUUUUUCAAUUCUUUUUUUUCUUUCUUUUUUUCUUUUUCCGUUUUAUUUUUAUGUACGAAUAUUAUUCUCGAAUUAUAACUCCCCUCAUUGGCACUAGGAAUGACAACUUUAAACGUAGGCUACAUUCCUGUACGAUAUUAACGAUUCACGCUGUAGUUUAUUACUAUUUUUAUGCACAAUGCAUAGGUGAAGAAAGAUUUUGCAAUAUAGCAAAGAAUUUAAAAACAACGUUUACGAUUUCACUUUCCUCGAGAAAUAAUAAUAAUAAUAUAAUAU
Messenger RNA from Polistes dominula (European paper wasp), 4114 nucleotides. RefSeq lists its product as uncharacterized. Gene Ontology annotation, cellular component: glutamatergic synapse; postsynaptic specialization. The record is from RefSeq and is a predicted model, not a curated record. Lineage: Eukaryota; Metazoa; Arthropoda; Insecta; Hymenoptera; Vespidae. Gene Ontology annotation, molecular function: molecular adaptor activity. Gene Ontology annotation, biological process: signaling.